This is a messenger RNA of Betta splendens (Siamese fighting fish), 4375 nucleotides long. It is a transcript of the gene mios, whose product is annotated as missing oocyte, meiosis regulator, homolog (Drosophila). Lineage: Eukaryota; Metazoa; Chordata; Actinopteri; Anabantiformes; Osphronemidae. Gene Ontology annotation, molecular function: protein binding. Gene Ontology annotation, biological process: cellular response to amino acid starvation; positive regulation of TORC1 signaling. The record is from RefSeq and is a predicted model, not a curated record. Bases 171 to 2807 code for a protein of 878 amino acids. Gene Ontology annotation, cellular component: cytoplasm. The transcript has 12 exons.
GUCGAAUCUUCAGGAGGGACGGACAUGUUUUGGUGUAACACACAACAUUCAGGGAGUUCCUGUCCGACAUGUGUAUGUCAAAUUCAGCCGGGUCCGCUUAUUUAACUCCUAUGUAUACGUAUGCUAGAACAUAGAUUUUCUUACAACCUCUUUGUAGUGGCAUCUGAAUCAUGAGUGGCUCUAAACCAGACAUCCUGUGGUCUCCUCACCAACCUGACCGCUUUGUCAUCUGUGACUCUGAGCUGGGACUGUAUCGCAUUGGACCUGUGGGCAGUGCGGAAACCAAGGCUGGCACUCUGCCGCUCUCUGAAGAAUCUGCUGCUACUUUACUAGCCAUUAACUCUGACACCCCAUACAUGAAAUGUGUGGCCUGGUACCCAAAGCAUGAGCCUGAGUGUUUACUUGCAGUGGGCCAAGCUAAUGGCAGAGUGGUGCUUACUAGCUUAGGCCAGAGCCAUAACUCCUCAUGUAAAGACCUUGUGGGGAAGGAGUUUGUGCCCAAACACGCCCGCCAAUGCAACACUCUGGCCUGGAACCCUGUGGACAGCAACUUGCUGGCUGCUGGGCUGGACAAGCACAGAGCAGACUUUUCUGUCCUUAUAUGGGACAUUAGCAGUAAGUAUUCUCCAGAGGCCAGUGUAGCAGCGGAGAAGAUUCGUCUCUCCUCGGUGGAUUUGGACUCAAGCACUGUAGUGACAAAACCAUUAUAUGAGUUAGGGCAGAAUGAUGCUUGCCUGUCCCUCUGCUGGCUGCUUCGAGACCCAAAGCUACUGUUGGCUGGCAUGCACCGGAACCUUGCUAUAUUUGAUCUGAGAAACACAAGUCAGAAAACAUUUGUCAACACUAAGGCCAUCCAGGGUGUGACUGUCGAUCCACACUUCCAUGACCGUGUGGCUUCAUUCUUUGAAGGCCAGGUGGCGAUAUGGGAUCUGAGGAAGUUUGAAAAGCCUGUGCUUACCCUCACUGAGCAACCAAAACCACUCACUAAGGUGGCUUGGUGUCCAACUCGUACCGGCCUUCUGGCCACACUAACACGUGACAGUAACAUAAUUCGCCUGUAUGACAUGCAACACACGCCUACACCCAUUGGUGAUGAAACAGAGCCCACCAUCAUCGAGCGAAGCGUACAUCCCUGUGAAAGCCAGAUCGGCAGCUUUGCCUGGCAUCCGUCCUCUCAGAAUCGCAUGGUGGUGGUGUCUGCAGCCAACCGGGCCAUGACUGACUUUACUGUGUUCGAACGCAUCUCACUAGCCUGGAGCACUACAACCUCGCUCAUGUGGGCGUGUGGCAGGCACUUGUAUGACUGUGUUGAGGAAGGGGCUGAAGGAGUGGAGAGCAUGAUUGAGAAAGACAUUGCCACCAAGAUGAGGCAGAGAGCUCAGUCCAGGUAUGGACAUGAUACCAUCCAGGUGUGGAGAAACCAUGUACUGGCAGGAGGGAAUGACCCCCAGCUCAAGUCUUUGUGGCAUGAUUUGUUUUAUAUGAAGCAAUGUGCAGAGGAUAUGGAGCUGAAGUUGCAGGGGAACAAGCAGUCUGUGGUGUACUCUGGUAUCAAGAAUAUUGUCAAAACCAGCUCAGGCACAACAGAGAGCCGCAGGUGUUGGAGCGGCUCAGAUCGCCAGACAGACGUGCCACGUUACCACAGUGAGGAGCGUUGCCUUGCCCUGCGUCUCUGCGGCUGGAUCAGCCGAGGUCCUGAAAUUGACAUGGAGGCCUUUUUGCGAAGCUUGGAGCAGGAGCGUGAGUGGGAGCGGGCUGCUGCAGUUGCUCUGUUUAACCUGGAUAUCCGUCGGGCCAUCCAGAUCCUCAAUAAGGGAGCAACUGCUGAGAAGGGUGACCUAAACCUGAAUGUGGUUGCCAUGGCCCUGUCAGGCUACACAGACGAGAAGUCCUCCCUGUGGAGGGAGAUGUGCAGCUCUCUGAGGCUGCAGCUGAAGAACCCCUACCUCUGCGUCAUGUUUGCCUUUCUUACCAGUGAGCCAGGAGCCUAUGAUGGCGUGCUGUAUGAGAGCAGUGUUGCUGUGCGAGACCGUGUUGCCUUUGCCUGUAUGUUUCUCAAUGAUGCACAGCUGCCUCGAUACAUUGACAAACUAACCAAUGACAUGAAGGAAGCAGGCAACUUGGAGGGCAUGCUGCUGACAGGGCUGACCAAAGAUGGAGUAGAUCUUAUGGAGAGUUAUGUGAACAGAACUGGAGAUGUACAGACCGCCAGCUUCUGUAUGCUGAAGGGUUCUCCUGGUGAAGUGUUAAAGGACCCUCGAGUCCAAUGCUGGAUUGAAAAUUACCGCAACCUCCUUGAUGCCUGGAGGUUCUGGCACAAACGGGCAGAAUUUGACAUUCAUAGAGGCAAACUGGACCCCACCUCUAAACCUCUGGCCCAGGUGUUUGUGAGCUGCAACUUCUGUGGGAAGUCCAUCUCCUACAGCUGCUCGGCGAUGCCUCAUCAGGGUCGUGGCUUCAGCCAGUACGGUGUCAGUGGCUCACCGACUAAAUCUAAAGUCACCAGUUGCCCGGGCUGCCGGAAACCACUGCCACGUUGUGCCCUCUGCCUCAUGAACAUGGGCACACCUGUUUCCAAUUGCCCAGGAACUGGAAAGUCAGAUGAGAAGGUGGACUUAACAAGGGAGAACAAACUUGCUCAGUUCAACAACUGGUUCACAUGGUGUCACAACUGUCGACAUGGUGGCCAUGCAGGCCACAUGCUCAGCUGGUUCAGAGACCACACAGAGUGCCCAGUGUCAGCUUGCACGUGUAAAUGUAUGCAGCUGGACACGACUGGGAACCUGGUACCUUCAGACAGCAGCUAAACGGGAAGAUAGUCAAACUGCAAACUUGUACACCAGCGUGGAGCCAUGCAGUAGACCAGUGCAGGUUCACCAUAGCGCUCGCUGAACCGUCAGCUGAGCGAGGGACAAAGGGUGCCAGCGGUGUCCUCCUCUGAAGUGGCUGCUUGACUAGAAUAAAAUACUAAAUUGUUUAGCGAAUCAUAUGAAGAAGGGAGGCUGUAUGUGUUACUGAUCUGACUAACCAAUUCACAGACAGAAAGGGAGCUGAUGCUAAUUCAGCGCUGUGCUAAUGAAAAUCCUACUCAGGAGAAAUACUGGUCUAAACUGAACAGAGAUUAAUGGGUUUAUUGUGAUCUAUUAGGAAAUUCUAAUAUCUACUAACACAUUGGAUUGUAAAAAUGGGAUCACAAGUGCCAAGAUGUCUGAACUAUAUUUUGUGACUUGUGUUUCUAUACACUAUUUACUUGUGUUUGUCUUACGAAAAGGUCUUCACAUACCUCAUGAAAGCAUUGUUUGGGGUGAAGGAUGGUACCCCAGGUGCUGGAGCGAAGUUUAACGCACAAUAACAACACUCCCUUGCUCUCUUCAUGUUCCUCUGUGCCACUCUUCAUCUGGCAUUGUGUGGAAGGGCUUCCAGUGCGAGGGCUGGCUUUUGUGGGCUGAGGAUGGGGAAUUGGAGAUGGUAGGGGUGGUGGGUGAGGAGGAGGACGAGGAGGGUGCAAGGGUGCGUCUGUAUUCACCAGCCCACUCCAGGCCUGUGGCCCAUGAAAGAAUCUCCCCAGAAAACAGCAGCUGCUCGGCACUCUGACAAGACCCUCCAGAUUGUUCCCUUCAUAAAAACCUCAGCUGCCGGAACACUAUUGAUUCAAAGAGAGGGCGAGAGAACAGACAGCCUAAGCCCCGUGCCCCCCCCCCUCCUACGCCCUCGACACACACAGACUUGCCCUCUCUUUCUUUCUCCCUCUCUUUGGUGCCCAAAUUGCACCCAAAAACUAUGCAUACCACACAUCAGUCCAAGGAUGGGCGCCGUCUGUGGGGGAACGGCUGUCUGUAAGCCGCAUUGUAAAUGGGUUUUCUCUCUUUCUCUGCCACCCUCCCUGCUCUAUCACUAACCCAGGGAGGCAUUGUAAAUGAGAGGCGGCCUGCACCAGAGCUGGCUAAAUCACUUAGUCAUGGAGGAGGAGGUGAGGGGUUUGGGAGCGGAGGGUGGGGGGCAGAGGGGCUACUGUAUGCUGUCUUUAGCAAGAUCUCGUCCCAGUGUGGGAGGUUUUCUAGGCCCACAUUCCCUUUUGUGAAUUAUUUUGGAGUGGAGCUGACAAAUUAGUAAUCGUUGUAGUGUCCUGAAAAACAGAGCGGCUGGAAUUUCAUCCUUUUCAGUGUUUCUUGUGUUUGUCUUUUAAAUAAAUUCAGAGUGACAAAUUGGAGCACUGCUGAAUAGAGUGUUUUCCAUAAGUUUACAUGGUUUAUUUUUACAUUAUCAUGUUUCAUAGACACAGAUGGCCUGGAUUUUUGUAAUGUGCGUAUUUGACCUUUGAAUAAAUGCAAUGAGUAACAUAUUCUCCCGUGGGAACUCUAAAAGAAUCACACUC